AUGGCUGCGCCAGCACGCCGGACAGGCUCGAAGCAGGCUGCAAGAGAGGGACAACCGAGGACGACCAAUAUCUCCUGCACGAUACAGCGCGGGACUCCUUGGGCCCUUCGAAGAGACCGCCCAAGAUCACAUGGUCGAAGAAAGUCACUUCACUCUCGCAGGGCAUCAUGUCUCUCAGCGACGGGUCCUGUCAGAUGGCCCCUGGGCAUUGCUGAUGACCUCCAGCGCCUCUGGUGUGUUGCACUGCCGCUGAGUCUGUGGAGGCCUCCAUAUCCCGUGGGGCUGGUCUGGGGUAUGGGGAAAUAUCAGGAGACGGUCAUUACACCACACCUGCUCGCCAGGAACGCAUCCUACCCAGCUCCUCGGCCCGCGAUGCAUGUACAUCUCCGCGUUGCACUGCGAACGAAGCACCAGUCGGUGGAAGCGCGCAGCACAAAGCACACAGCGCUCUCCCCGAGACAGCCAAUCUUCACGCAGACGCGCAGAUUGCAGCGUCUCCAGCGUCGCCGCAGCGCUCAGCAGCCAACAGGCGAUGUCCGCAUUCCCUCUAUCUCACGCAUAUCGGCCCUUGCGGAGCCCCAUUCGCUCAAUCCGCACUCGAUAUCUGAGUGGGGCGACCCCUGUCGGCUUCCUUCGCCAGGCAGAGAGAUCUCCAGGGCACGCCAGGUCUCCCCUGAGCUGUGUAUGACGCCCAUAGCGGUCCAGCGUCAACGCUCCGUCGAUAGCCCGCCCCGCUUCGUCGCUAGCAUGGCAGAAGUUUGGAGAUUGUUCGGGGCAGCUGCCGCUGACAGUCGCAGCGAAAAUUCUCGCCGCAAACGACAUCUUCUGCCCUUUGCACGUGUUCGGAAAUUCUCGGGCAACCCGGCCACCCCAGGUGGAGACGCCUGCUACGUUGGUGGCGUCACGGUGCUGCCCUCUUGCAGGCAAAGCUGCAGCUUCACGCUGGCACCACGAACACAAUUUCCACAUGCGACGCUGUGCUUACACGAGUGCCCAUUGCGCAGCCCCCGGGAGACGCAAUCCGUUGGCUCAGCGAGACCCCGCUGUGAGAAACUUCUGCAAGCUGUCCGCCCAACAUAUCUCCUGACACGACCGAACGUAUCGUCAUUACGACUCCGCAGCAAUCACCGCGGUACUUUGUACUCUCAGAUCGCUGUGCAACCAUCUGCGACGCAUCGUGCCGACGCUUCCCGUACAUCCGAAGCAUCCAUGUUAUGCGCUCAAAGAGAUCCUUUUCAGCCUCAUUCAGCCGGUGUCAUCGGUCAAGCCUCUCUGGGGCCCCGCACCAUACCCGUUAAACGUGUCCAAAGGCCCGACUUGGAGGCGAAAGAAGCAGCCUCGAUGUUCGGCGACAGCGGUAUGACAUCAGGACCUGCGAUUGCGCGCAACCUUUCGUCGUCGUUUCAAUGCGCUCAACAACUACUUGAUGUCAUUCCACAAGAUUGA
This is a messenger RNA of Boeremia exigua, 1446 nucleotides long. RefSeq lists its product as uncharacterized. Bases 1 to 1446 code for a protein of 481 amino acids. Lineage: Eukaryota; Fungi; Ascomycota; Dothideomycetes; Pleosporales; Didymellaceae. The transcript has 4 exons. The record is from RefSeq and is a predicted model, not a curated record.